AUGGCGUUUGCGCCGGUUUUUGAUGUAAACCUGGAGGAAAAGUGGGACAAUGUCUGCGUCAUCAGCACGGAGGAGAAGCUGGGCCUUGGCUUCUACCUCGGCAAUGGCGCCGUUGCCACGGCCGCGCACGUCGUGUAUACGGCCGCCGACGCAAAGGCGGCCGUGUUCAACUUUCCCCUCCUGAGCCAGAAACAGGAUGAGGAGUUUGUCUUUGGCGACGGCAUUGAGCGAAUCGGCUUUGUUUACGAGCUUCAGGUUCAGCAGGCAGAUUCACCAACCCCGGUUGAGGCAACGGCCGACGUGGCUAUCCUUCGCCUCGGCGAACAGGCUGGCUACGGUGGAACUUCGUACGGCGAUAAACUCGAGAUGGAGCUGACCAAGUCAAUGCCCAACGUGAAAGUGGACAUGGGGAAGGCCGACAAGCCGUGCGCGGUGAACCAGAAGCUUUACUGCCUCAGCAUUAUUGACGGCGAGUAUACUCCUGUCGAGCUUGAGGUGUUAGAAAUUAUCAACGCGGACAACCACAAAGUGCUUCGCUGCCAGGGUGUCGUGUCUCCCGGCGCUAGCGGUGGUCCCGCGCUGGAUGAGCAGGGCUCUUGUGCCGGCAUAGUCUACUGGUCCGACGAAACGCAAAACGCCACGUUCGUGACUGUGCUGCUGGGUGAAGCCCUCAAUCACACUCAAUUGCUGUCAGCUGAGAUUAGUGCGUAUGCUUUCUGGGCCAGCAUGAAAGUGGAAGAUCGCGCCGAAGGCAAUGCCAAGGAAUUGAAGAAGGUGUGCGAGGAACAUCACCUCAAGUUUUUCAGCUUUCCUCAGUGGUGCAAGGACUUAUAUGAUAAGGUGCCGAGCGGGCACGAAGAAGAAGCAGCAGUGCCUCAGCGAGUGGCAUUUCAAAGCUUCGCACAUCUGCUCACCCGCUUGAAGGAGCUCAAGCUCACGGUAGAGAGCAUCACCGACACUGUCAAGUCUUAUGCUAAUAAGUCUAGCGCUUUUCUCUACAAAGGCCAGACCGGCGACGGGCAUGGUGACUAUCGGCCGGAGCUGGCGCUUGUUGUCACCAUCGACAAUAAGAAACUGAAGGAGCGCAAGAAGAAGUCGUUCAAGGUCCUCGUCAUGGUGCACGUGCACCUAACAACGUUUGACUACAAAAAGUUUACCGUCUCUGCCCUCAAUUUCCGCCAUGCCGAGCUCCGCAGGACCAUCAAAGGCCAGACAGUAUCAGAAUCGGAUUACUCAAACAACGUGACCAGCAUUGACUGGGAGCAUUUCCAAGACGAGAGCGGCGCCAAGGCCAAAUGGGCUUCUGGGACAACCCUGAAUGAAACGCAGAGAAAAACUCUCAACACCUUGAUGAAAGCUGUCAUCAUUGCCGUGAACGACUGUGAAUUUCAGAAUAAGGCAGGCUUCCAUGAGAUUGUGCACGAAACUACAGAAAUCAACACACUGCUAUGCAACCCUGCUGAUGAUGCUUGCCUGCGCCAUAUUGAGCAAAUUGCCAAGACUGCAAUGACAAAAAUCGACGAAAUGUCUCAAAACAAUUGCCGUGUCGUCAAGCAGACCGCCACCGCUGCCAAGGAGGCCGCUGAAUCUGCCGUAGAGAACGCGGCGGAUAAAAAGGCCGUUGCUGCCAAGGAAAAUGCCGUCAAAGCCCAUCGCCUCUCAAGCAUCAACGAUCCAGGCACCGCUAAGGAUCCCCUGCCCAUCGUUUGGAACGAGCUUUAG
Molecule: messenger RNA, 1722 nt
Organism: Monosiga brevicollis MX1
Lineage: Eukaryota; Choanoflagellata; Craspedida; Salpingoecidae
Exons: 1
Coding region: 1-1722 (573 amino acids)
Source: RefSeq, a predicted model, not a curated record